ACCUCGAGCAUACUACGAAGCCAAUCUCUAUCUGGAUAUUGUCAGUGAAUGGCUGCCAUCUGGCUCCAGUGACUUCGUAUUGUGCACCCUGAGAUGGUUGAAUCCCGUUCGAUUGCCGAGAUCACCAAUGGGAAUGCGGAUCGUCUACCGGACGGCUCGCGCGCAGCUCCCUGCCUUUCUGGCUUGUAUCACCCACUGCAUACGAGGUACGCGGGGCAUCAACUGGAAGGUUCAUCCAAACUUCGCCGACAUUGCGCACAGGUUUCAAGGGGGCGCGGGGGGGAUUCAUCCCUGCCAUAUGUUGUCCCCACUACUGCUAUAGAAGCAUUCAUUUUGGGGGUACAUACACUCGGCAAACGAAAAAAAAAAGAGGACGAUACGAAUGAUGCUGGGAACGUGAACCCUCAAACGAUUGGCUCAGGUCAAGCUUUUCGUGGCACGGGGUGUGGGUACUUCGGCCAAACUUUGUUCGGGCCCGAGCGAAAGGAGUAUAGCUUCAUGUUCCUGGACAGUCGGGCUUGUUGGGAAAGUGGCUGUGGAUGAUCCGUGGGACUGCCCAAGGUCUAUUCAAGAAGAUUCUGUCUGACUUGCCGUUCAGAUAGUGGUGUCUGGUCAUAUUUUCCAUCCAUGUGACCUAACGGACGGUGGCUCUCCAGGGUGGUGCUGGGCAAGAUAGCCAGUAUGCUUGCUAAUCCACGAAUUGUGCUAGGAC
Aspergillus piperis CBS 112811 is the source of this 712-nucleotide messenger RNA. RefSeq lists its product as uncharacterized. NCBI's taxonomy places the organism in Eukaryota, Fungi, Ascomycota, Eurotiomycetes, Eurotiales, Aspergillaceae. The record is from RefSeq and is a predicted model, not a curated record. The transcript has a single exon. Bases 94 to 543 code for a protein of 149 amino acids.